This is a messenger RNA of Xenia sp. Carnegie-2017, 1301 nucleotides long. Its product is annotated as dermonecrotic toxin-like. The transcript has a single exon. Bases 114 to 1013 code for a protein of 299 amino acids. Lineage: Eukaryota; Metazoa; Cnidaria; Anthozoa; Malacalcyonacea; Xeniidae. Gene Ontology annotation, molecular function: phosphoric diester hydrolase activity. Gene Ontology annotation, biological process: lipid metabolic process. The record is from RefSeq and is a predicted model, not a curated record.
CUUUCUUAGUUGUCAAGAAACAAACAAGCAGGCUAAAAUUGUCGUACAUUAUCAAGUUACGUAUUUCGGGUAUUUGAAUUGUGAGAGCGGUGCCGAAUCGAAAAAGUCGGAUCAUGUCGAAAUGUUUACUUACAUUCGCUCAUAUGGCCAUCAUUAUCUUGUCAAUUGCUUCAGACGUAGAUUGCGAUCGUCCUAUUUACAACAUAGCUAACAUGGUGAAUUCCGUGAAGCAAAUAGAUACAUGGCUGGGAUAUGGAGCGAAUGCACUUGAAGUUGAUGUUAGAUUCAAGUGGAAUGGGACACCUCAAUAUUUCUAUCAAGGAUGGCCAUGCGAUGUAGGCAGGUUUUGUCAUCGAUGGUCGUACGUGAGAAAUUACAUCAACGCACUUCGUCAGCGAACGAUCCCUUCGAGUGGCAAGUUCAAUAAAAACUUGGUGCUGGUCAUGUUCGACGUAAAGUUGAAGAAAUUGAAAGGGAAAACGUUAACAUCAGCCGGGAAGAAGUUCGUCAGUAGAAUUUUGAUACCGUUAUAUAAAAACAAUCCCACAGACAUGAAAGUCGUUGUAAGUGUUCCGAACUUAGGUAAGAAGAAUUUCAUAAGUGGACUUUUAAAGCAACUGAAGACUGAUAAUCAGGAUAUUAUAAAAAAAAUCGGCUUCGAUAUUAGCUGGGAUGGCCGGAGCUCGGCAGCAAAAGAAAGGGUUUUACGUCAACUGGGUGUUCCUUCGGGUCACGCUUGGCUUAGCACCGGAGGAAUCAACUGGUUUCCUUUCUUUUAUUUGAGGAAAUUGAAAAAGCAAGUUCAAUACUCAGAAGAGACUGGCUAUUUUAGCAAAGUUAUCGUGCGGUCUGUAGACUUUACAUCAGUUGCUAAAAAGUAUCUGGAAAUUGAUUUAGAUGGAAUGGUUUCUAACUAUCCGGGAAGAGUAAUGAAAGCAAUGGAGAAAGUUAACAAAGGCAAAGUCAAAGUGAGAUUGGCAAACUUGUGCGAUGAUCCUUUUGCAAAGUACUAAAAGCCUAUAGACUAUUUCUUUCUUUUUGUCUUUGUUCAUUUUAAAAGCUUAGUUUACAAUGGUCAGCGAGUUGAAUUCAGUGCUUUUUUUUGCAGGGGAUUUAACGCGGAGGAACGGCGUUCCCCAGCCCACGUAAUGUCAUACUGUGGCUAGCAAAUAUAUAUUAUAUAUUAAACCCAUAUUCUAUACAAGAUAAUUUAUCUGAAUUUGCUUGUUAUACAACCACAUGAUACUGUGCUUCGAUUGAAAUUUUCUAAUAAAAGCAACUUGAAAUGCCACCAGACCUUA